Molecule: messenger RNA, 1969 nt
Organism: Amblyraja radiata (thorny skate)
Lineage: Eukaryota; Metazoa; Chordata; Chondrichthyes; Rajiformes; Rajidae
Gene: wdfy2
Product: WD repeat and FYVE domain containing 2
Exons: 13
Coding region: 63-1292 (409 amino acids)
Biological process (GO): positive regulation of fat cell differentiation; positive regulation of protein phosphorylation
Cellular component (GO): early endosome
Molecular function (GO): protein binding; metal ion binding
Source: RefSeq, a predicted model, not a curated record
UCCGGUGCUGCCCAGGACGGGCAGACGGUGCCUGGUGACGCGGGGCAGGGGCGGGCAUCACUAUGGCGGCUGAGAACAAGUCGAAGGCGCUGACGCGCAGACCGGUGCUGCUUAGCAAGAUCGAGGGCUCGCAGGACGUGGUGAACAUGGCAGCGAUCAUCCCCAAGGAGAACGGCGUUAUCAGCGUCAGUGAGGACAGAACAAUUCGAGUGUGGAUAAAGAGAGACAGUGGUCAAUAUUGGCCGAGCGUUUACCACUCAAUGACGACCUCAUGUUCGUGCAUGUCCUUUAAUCCGGAAACAAGAAGGCUCUCUGUAGGAUUGGACAACGGUACUGUCUCCGAAUUUAUUUUGUCGGAGGAUUACAACAAAAUGACUUCUGCAAAGGACUACCUGGCUCAUCAGAACCGAGUGACAAUGGUCCUAUUUAUCUUGGAAAUGGAAUGGGUGCUGAGCACAGGACAGGACAAGAGUUUCACAUGGCAUUGUUCAGAGAGUGGCCGAAGGUUAGGUAGCCACCGAACCUCUGCUUCAGCCUCCUGUCUGCAAUUUGACAUUGAAACACGACAUGUUUUUGUGGGUGAUUAUUCUGGGCAGGUGACAAUAUUGAAGCUCGAACAAGACAAUUGUUCUGUUGUUACAACGUUUAAAGGACACAGUGGUAGCAUCACCGCACUUUGUUGGGACCCAGUUCAACGGACACUAUUCUCAGGCAGUUCUGAUCAUUCCAUUAUUAUGUGGGAUAUAGGAGGAAGAAAGGGAACAGCUAUUGAAUUACAAGGCCACAAUGACAAAGUUCAGUCCCUUUGUUACGCUGUUCAUACUCGGCAGCUAAUCUCUUGUGGUGCAGAUGGUGGGAUUGUUGUGUGGAACAUGGAUGUAAAGAGGCAAGAGACUCCUGAUUGGCUGGAUAGUGAUUCCUGCCAGAAAUGUGACCAGCCUUUCUUCUGGAAUUUCAAACAAAUGUGGGACAGUAAGAAAAUUGGUUUGAGACAGCACCACUGCAGGAAGUGUGGCAAUGCUCUAUGUGGGAAAUGUAGCUCCAAGCGGUCCUCUAUCCCAUUGAUGGGAUUUGAGUUUGAAGUUAGGGUCUGUGACAGCUGCUAUGAUUCAAUAACAGAUGAGGAAUGCCUUGUCAACACUUAUCAAAAUUGUCGGGCACCCACGGCAACUUUCCACGAUAGCAAGCAUCACGUGGUCCACAUGGCAUUUGAUGUAACGAGAGGCUGGCUGCUGACAUCGGGGAAUGACCGGGUAAUCAAGCUUUGGGAUAUGACUCCUGUGGUGUCGUGAUGUCUUCUCGCUGAUGAUCGUAAGGGAUUCUGUCCAAUGCGCUAAUCUGCUCAUGGAGGAUCAGUCAGCAACACUAAUGAAGAGUUAUGGCUUUGACAGGGAACAUAGGAAUUUGAUAUUUUCUAAAGCAGCCUUCCAAACCUUGAUCAAUAUCUGUCGAAGUUUAAAGGUUGCACAGUGAUUCCGGCAAAUCUUGGCUACAAGAAUUAAAGUACGGUUUUCAAGAGGGUCAGUUGUACAAUUAAGACGUUUGUAUGAUUUUCUGUCAUUUUUUUGAUAGACAUUACUGAUUUUUGUUGGCUGUUUUAAAAAAAAUAUUGUGGUGAUAGGUUCUUGUCCGUUCAUGACUUUGUGUUUAUGUUUUUCUCCUGUCGCUUCCUGGUGAGCGAAUGUGUGAUGUUGGAGAGAUGUCUGGUUUUGUUUUGCUAAUAUACUUUGCAAUAGUUGUACAGUUGUUUGUGCUGAGAAAUCAUAAAAUGCUAAUAUAGGAUUUUCCCAAAGCAGAGUGAAAGAGAAACUAAUGACAGGAUUGCAGUAGAAAAUGUAUAAACUUAAUUUGUGUAAGACGGAACUGCAGAUACUAGUUUAAACUGAAGAUAGCCACACAAAGCUGGAGUAACUCAGCGGGGCAGGCAGCAUCUCUGGAGAGGAAUGGGUGACGUUUCAGGACGAGACCC